Messenger RNA from Molossus molossus (Pallas's mastiff bat), 1179 nucleotides. RefSeq names its product V-set and immunoglobulin domain containing 4 (gene VSIG4). The coding region runs from base 55 to 1179 and encodes 374 amino acids. Gene Ontology annotation, biological process: negative regulation of T cell proliferation; negative regulation of complement activation, alternative pathway; negative regulation of interleukin-2 production. NCBI's taxonomy places the organism in Eukaryota, Metazoa, Chordata, Mammalia, Chiroptera, Molossidae. The record is from RefSeq and is a predicted model, not a curated record. The transcript has 7 exons. Gene Ontology annotation, molecular function: complement component C3b binding.
UUCAAGCCUCUUUGACAGCAGGAGGCUGAAAGAAGGACAGAAGUGGUUCUGGCUAUGAUGAGGCUCUUACUGGGCCUGCUGCUCCUGGGCCACCUAAUGGUGGUCACCCAUGGCAAUCCCAUCCUUGAAGCACCUGAGACUGUAACAGGGCCUUGGAAAGGAGAUGUGAAUAUUCCUUGCACCUAUAGUCCUCUGCAAGGCUACACCCAAGUCUUCGUGAGGUGGCUGGUAGAACGUGGCUCAGACCCAGUCACCAUCUUCCUACGUGACUCCUCUGGAGAUCAUAUUCAGCAAGCAAAGUACCGGGGCCGCAUACACAUUAACCAUGAGGUUCUAGGGGAUGUGUCCCUCCAACUGAAGACCCUGGAAAUGGAUGACAGGAGCCACUAUACUUGUGAAGUCACUUGGCAGACCCUUGAUGGCAACCAACUGGUGAGAGAUGAGAUCAUCGAGCUCCGUGUCCAGAAACUCCCUGUUUCCAAGCCCACAGUGACGACUGGCGGUGGCUAUGGCUUCACAGUGCUGCAGGGAAUGAGGACUAGCCUUCAAUGCCAGGCUCAUGGUUCUCCUCCCAUCAGUUAUGUUUGGUACAAGGAACAGACUGACAACCCAGAACCCAUCAAAGUAGCAACCUUGAGUACCUUACUCUUCAAGCCUGCAGUGCUGGCUGACACAGGCUCCUAUUUCUGUACUGCUAAGGGCCGGGUAGGCUAUGAACAGCGCAGUGAUAUUGUGAAGUUUGUGGUCAAAGACUCCUCAAAGCCAAACAAAACCAACACUGAGGCACCAACAACUAUGCAAUCUCCUUUGGAAAGAAAGGGCCUGCCUAUCUUUGCAGUCAUUAUCAUCAGUUUCCUUUGCUGUAUGGUGGUCUUCAUCACGGCUUAUGUCAUACUCUGCAGGAAGACAUCACAACAAGAUCACAUCUAUGAAGUGGCCAGGUUGCAUCCCAGUGAGGCCAAAAACUCUGGUGAAACCAUGAGGGUGGCCAUCUUCAAAAGCGGCUGCUCCAGCAAAGAACCAGCUACCCGGACUCUAGGCAAUGACUCCUCUGAUGAACCCUGCCUGGACCAGCAGUACCAGAUCAUCACCCAGAUAAAUGGUGACUACACUCGACUGCUACACACAGUUCCCCUAGAUUAUGAGCUCCUGACCAUCAAGGGCAAGAGUGUCUGUUAA